AUGGCACGAACCAAGCAAACCGCUCGCAAGUCCACUGGUGGCAAGGCACCUCGCAAGCAGCUCGCCUCCAAGGCCGCUCGCAAGUCUGCUCCCAGCACCGGUGGUGUCAAGAAGCCCCAUCGUUAUAAGCCCGGUACCGUCGCUCUCCGUGAGAUUCGUCGCUACCAGAAAUCCACUGAGCUCCUCAUCCGCAAGCUGCCCUUCCAGCGUCUUGUCCGAGAAAUCGCCCAGGACUUCAAGUCUGAUCUCCGCUUCCAAUCUUCAGCCAUCGGCGCUCUCCAAGAGUCCGUUGAGGCUUACCUCGUCUCUCUCUUUGAAGACACCAACCUCUGCGCCAUCCACGCCAAGCGUGUCACUAUCCAAUCCAAGGAUAUCCAACUUGCCCGCCGUCUUCGUGGUGAGCGAUCUUAG
Exophiala bonariae is the source of this 411-nucleotide messenger RNA. It is a transcript of the gene HHT1, whose product is annotated as histone H3.1. Gene Ontology annotation, biological process: rRNA transcription. Gene Ontology annotation, molecular function: protein heterodimerization activity; DNA binding; structural constituent of chromatin. Lineage: Eukaryota; Fungi; Ascomycota; Eurotiomycetes; Chaetothyriales; Herpotrichiellaceae. Gene Ontology annotation, cellular component: nucleus; nucleosome. The coding region runs from base 1 to 411 and encodes 136 amino acids. The transcript is spliced from 3 exons. The record is from RefSeq and is a predicted model, not a curated record.